UUAAAAGCGCGGAGUUUGUGUCACAGUGUAAAACUUCAUGCUUGAUCAAACGGACUCAGUCACGGGAUUGUGGAGAUGUUUGUGACGUCCAGCAGGGGGCGGCGGAGCGCCACACUCCAGGUGGAACCUUUCUGUGUUUGUUCGUGUUUCCGGAAGGACCUGCCUCGGACUGAAGAGCGGUCGCUUCAUACGUUUGUAUCCGACCCGUCUGUGAAGUGAAGUGGUUGUUAAAUAAUCCCUCAGCAAGAAACUGAUGAACAAGUGCAAACAGUUUUGUUUAGAAUUGUAUUGAAUAAUUUAGCGACAGUGUGUUGAUAAUAUCAGAAGACGACGGUAUUGUUUUGUUUGAGUCAAGUUCCUUCCGGGGAAAGGCGCACGGGACGAGGGUGUGGCUUCAACUGAAGGACUGCUGUGAUUGGAUCACAUCUCUCAGAUUUUGUCGUUUAAAGCCCCAUAGCUGGACCACAAAAAAUAAAGUCAAUGCUGGCUCGGAGUUGCGUCUGGGGAGCGAUGCGGCUCCGCUGGCUCACCUGGGAUGUGACGGACACGCUGAUCCGGGUGCGGCGCUCCGUCGGGGAGCAGUACUGCAGCGAGGCGCGGAGCCUGGGGCUGCAGCUGGAACCCGAGUCCGUGGAGAGAGCCUUCAGACUGGCCUACCAGAGCCAGCACCGGCGCUUCCCCAACUACGGGCUGAGCCAGGGGCUGUCCUCCCAGGAGUGGUGGCAGGACGUGGUGCGGGAGACCUUCUCCCUGUGCGGGGUGCGGGGCGUGCCGGCGCUGCAGCCCCUGGCGGAGAGGCUGUACCGGGGCUUCAGCGGCUCAAACAACUGGGAGGUGUUCCCGGACGCGGAGCGGGCGCUGGAGCAGUGCGGGCUGCUGGGGCUCCGCAUGGGGGUCGUGUCCAACUUCGACCAGCGGCUGGAGCAGGUGCUGGAGAGCUGCGGCUUGAGGAGGCACUUCGACUUCGUGGUGACGUCUGAGAGCGCCGGCGCAGCCAAGCCGGACGGCAGGAUCUUCCGGGAGGCGCUCAGGCUGAGCGGGCUGGCCGAGCCGGGCCUGGCCGCCCACGUCGGGGAUGAUUACUGGAACGACUACAGGGCCGCCCGCCAGCAGGGCAUGCAGAGCUACCUGCUGCAGAGGAGAGGGGCGGAGUGGGGGGUGCCUCCCGAGCAUAGGCUCUCCUCGCUGGAGGAGCUGCCCGCCCUCCUCUCAUAGAGACCGGGGAGAGGGGUCGAGGCUCAGCCUGGAGGCAGAAAAUACAUCCGUGUAGCAGUUUACUGUUUGUGAGAGUUUGAAAAUAAAUAAAAGUUUCUGACACAA
Messenger RNA from Acipenser ruthenus (sterlet), 1320 nucleotides. RefSeq names its product haloacid dehalogenase-like hydrolase domain-containing protein 3. The record is from RefSeq and is a predicted model, not a curated record. NCBI's taxonomy places the organism in Eukaryota, Metazoa, Chordata, Actinopteri, Acipenseriformes, Acipenseridae. Bases 481 to 1215 code for a protein of 244 amino acids. The transcript has 3 exons.